CUGGUUCAUUCACUGACUGCUGCAGUGAGGAGGGAGAUGCUUGCAUGCACGGGCUGCAAAACACCCACGAGGCUUCCAUACCUAGCGACCUGUUUUCUUCCAACAAAAAAAGGGGGACAAUUAGACUUCCACCACUGCUGAGUAAACUGCUGUCCCGAGGAGGCGAACAAGAAAAAGAAGUAAAAGAACCAGGCAAAAAGAGCUGGUGCACAGCAUUUAAAAAGUCUGCGCUGUGUUUUAAAAAAAAAAAAAAAAAAAAAAAGCUGAAGAAGAGCAGGAGGGAGGAGAGAAGCCGGGAGGAACACAAGGCAGCAAUGGAUAGCAGAGUGGCUCAGCCUGACCCUGGGAUGGCCUGGAUUCACACACUGCUGCUGGCCAACAUCCAGCACACACACUAGGCUGCUAACGCCAAUGAGCUCCCAUGUGUUCGUUCAGCCAUGCUCCCUGGUUAUGGAUUCUCACCUUUUCCUGAUUUCCAACCCCACCUUCACGCUUUUCGCUGCCGAGGAGAGAGUCCCAGCAUGUGGAUUCCUGGCUCAGGAGAGUCCCCAGCUCUGAGUGAGGCCCAGGAGGACAGGUCUCUCCUCCACCCGUGCCACCACAAGCACGUCGCUGUAUGCCAGCAGGAAACCUUAGCUUUUAUUGAGCUACAACCAUCAGUGACUCCUAAACUAAACGGCCAUGGCUCUCCAAGGCCGACUGUUAUUCCAGACGCACAAUGCACAACACAUUCCCCACCCCUGAACGGUUUCAGGCACACACUGAACGAACUGAAUGAUAUGCAGCACGGCUGCCCCAGGACAGACAAUGUGCAUGAAACAAGGAUGGAUUUGAACUCUCGUACACCUGCGGGUGACGGAGUGCCUGAAUGCCAAAAUGGCAGCAGGACUUCUUUGCAGGAGCAGACUGAAAAACCACAAACUGUCACAACAGUAUGUCGUCCUCUCCACGCAACUCUUAGCCUCCCUCUGUCAUUCCCUCUGUCCUCUAUAUACACAAACAGAGAAUCCUGGGAUUCUCAUUUGCCCUGCUCCUCAUCCUCAUCUGAAGGUCUUGAGUUUCAGAGUCCCGACUCCUACCAGCCACAGAGGAGAACAUCACAGGGGUCAGUGAAAGAGAAGUCUAUCCGGCGUAAAAUGCAGGUUUAUUCCCCAGACAGCCCCAGUGAUGAAUCUCUCAGCAGCCCAAUCCUGGAUGCAGACUACAUCUUCCCAGGACCUUUUGCAUCUUUCCUGGAGGAGGACCUCAGUGGAUUAUCUUCACUAGAGACCAUCACAAGUCCUUCGUCCACAGACGGUGCUACAGAUCUCCCAAACCUCAGUCACAAUGACAUUUUACAUCUACCUGCAGAACCACUGCAGAUAAUAGAGGACCCAAUACCAGGGGUGGGGGAGGACAGCGGGAGUGUAGAGACGUCACACGCCACAGGGGGCAGCUUUUUGUCACGCAGCCGUCAUGGGGACCAAGAGCGACGGCGCUUCUCAGCUUCAGAACUGAUAUCCAGACUUCAGCUGUCCCAAAGGAAGAACUCUUUCACCUUGAAGCUGGGAAAGUCGCUGUCUGCUCGGGUAGCCUCCAAGGACAGACAGAGUUCCCACAGUCUCAGCCCCAACCCUGACUACAAGUCCAACCCCAGGCACCGCAGCUCAGGAGGCUCUAGUGAUAGCGCCCCCCACAGUCCUGUAGGACCUGAACCUCCACUGCCCAGCAGUGACAAUGGAAUGCCUUUGCAUCGGUGGAGCACAAAACUCGGAAUGCGAAAGAAAUCUGUAGAGGAGGACUUGUGCACACUUACAACUGUUGCUUCUUCAAAUCGCUUAUCACGAUUUUUGCCUAGUUCGAUACUGUACCAGGAAUACAGUGACGUCGCCAUCAACAGAGAGAUCCAGAGGCAGCAGGGGAAGGAGCCAGGCACAGAGGAGGAUGGGCUCAGGGACGAGGGGUCAGACGGGACCCCAUCUCCGUCCAAUCUGUCUCCAUCCAGCUCCUUUCGUUCCUCACGAGGCUCGGCUUUUGCACUGUGGCAGGACAUCCCUGAUGUUCGCACCAGCGGUCAGCUCGAUAACUUCAGCAAUGAGGAAAGGAAAUUACAGGAGGCAAAGUUUGAACUGGUGACUUCUGAGGCAUCAUACAUUCGUAGUUUGACAAUCGCGGUGGACCACUUCAUGUUGUCACAGGAGCUCUCUGAGUGUCUCGGAGCUCAGAAUAAGCAGUGGCUCUUCUCCAAACUGCCUGAAGUCAAAGAUGUCAGUGAGAGGUUUCUUCAGGACCUGGAGCACCGGCUGGAGGAAGACAUUCUGCGGUUUGAUGUGUGUGACAUUGUCCUGGAUCACUGCCCAGCGUUGCGAAGGGUUUAUUUACCUUAUGUAACCAACCAGGCGUACCAAGAGCAGACAUACCAGCGUCUGCUGCACGAGAACCCUCGUUUCCCUGCCAUCCUGGCCCGUUUGGAGGAGGACCCCAUCUGCCAAAGACUUCCUCUGACCUCUUUUCUAAUCCUCCCGUUCCAGAGGAUCACACGGCUUAAAAUGCUGGUGGAGAAUAUCUUAAAGAGGACAACACCAGGAUCUCGGGAUGAGGACACUGCCACGAAAGCUUUCAAUGAGCUAAAAAAGAUCAUCAAAGAAUGUAACUCCAGUGUGCAGUCAAUGAAGAGGAUGGAAGAACUCAUCCACCUCAAUAAGAAAAUUCAUUUUGAGGGCAAGAUCUUUCCUCUGAUUUCUCAGUCGCGCUGGCUGGUGAAACACGGUGAACUCCUGGAAGUGGACACCCAGACGAUGAGUUAUUCUGGAUCUAAGCUCAAGUUACCCACCAAGCCUGUGUACCUCCACCUGUUCAAUGACUGUCUGCUGCUGUCCAGGAGGAAAGACACAUGGAAGUUCAUGGUGUUCGUCCAUGCCAAGAUAGGAGAGCUGAAAGUGAAGGAUCUCAGUCAGAAGCUGCAGGGAAUCUCAGGCUUCAUCUUCCACCUGCAACUGUGUGAAGGCCAGCAGCUUAAACACCAGAUUCUGCUCAAAUCACACACUGAGAGUGGGAAGCAGAGGUGGAUCACAGCAAUGUUUCCUUCUGAUCCACUCAAAGACAUUGAGCAAGCCACUGAGAAUGCUGAUAAAUUCCAGGUUCAGUGCAUCAAAAGCUAUCAGGCCCAAGAGCACGACGAGUUAACCCUGGAAAAGGCAGACAUUCUUCAUUAUAAGACCAUUACAAGUGAUGGCUGGGUGGAAGGCAUCAGACUGUCUGACGGGGAACGGGGCUGGUUCCCCAAAACCUACGUGGAGGAAAUCACAAGUCACAGUGCACGCCUCCGCAACCUCCGAGAGAAUAUCCGCAUCAAAUGUGUCACACAGAAACUGGAAGGGGAAGACUGACCAAUUUUAAUGCAACGUCUUGUGUGUCAAAGGUGCAUUUCAAUUUAUAAGCUGCAUUUUAAAGCUUCUGGAUCAUUAUUUUAAUUUUAGAUGGAUGUGGGACCUUCGUAUAGUAUGCAGAUGCUAAAACAGGCUAACAUUUCUGAGCGUUGUUUGCAUGGCUUCUGCACUUGGUAGCAACAUUUUCCUUUAGCAUGCUAGCUGUGAAUACAUGCUAGUGCAACGCUUUUCAUGCUCCAUUACAUAUUAUGUUUAAAAGGCUUUUAUACAAUGAGAGUCUGUUGUCAGAAGUUCACAUUAUGACAUUUUUUUUAACAGUUAUGCCACUCUGCAGUUGCUAAACUUUGUAGGAGCAAUUACUUUAUGCAUGCUUUCUGUAAAUGCAAUUCAUGAAAUGUGAGACUUUCUAACAUUUCUGUGAUAAAUCUGGUAUACAUGCAUGCACAUUUACCAGCACAGGUAGUAAAUGUAAACACAUCCAAAGAUAAGUGUUUACAUUUCUCGGUUCAUGUGAGAGGAUAACAGUAGCACCCAGCUAACUCUGUACUACAUUUCUCUUCUAUCAUGUCUCAUGUGGCCAGAAUCCCUCUUUGGACUGUCUUAUGCAGUAAACUGAGCUUUGUGAGGUGCAAGAGAUUCAUUCAUGUAACAUUGCAACAUCAGAAAAUCGCCCGAGGCAUAUCCUGCUGCUGAGCUGCAUGAGGACAUAUCAGAGGCCUUUUAUCUUUUUUUUCUUUGUUCACACUGAGUUCUGCUUUACUUUUGAAAGGCAGAUAAGAAGUGUUGCUCUGUUGCAGAGUUACAGUAGUUACAAGAAAUGAAUGACUGAUAAGUGUUUUGUGUUUAAGUCCAUCCCAUAGCUGGAAAUACAACAAGCAGUUGAUUACAGCUGUGAUUUAAAAGAUGUGGAUUGGUAAAUUGUCAACCCUCUUUGUAUGAGCAUGGUCUGUAGUAACAAUGUAUGAACUCGGAUGAUUGGUCAGACAAGGCAACUGCAGAAUGGUGAAUUAAAUAUUUUUAAGAUGAUUUUCAGGAUUCAAAUGAAAGGCAGAAUAUCAUAUCUGCAAGGCCUCACUACACAAAUACUUCAUUUCCUUCAACCCACUAAUCUGAUUAAAGGAUUAAGCUGGCAAUAUUCUAUAUGUUUUUUAUUGUCAGCAAAUCCCAUGAAAAGACCCAAACCAACAAUGACCUUAUCACACUAACAUGUAUUUUCUAGCUACUGUGUUCCUCUGUGUCAUAUUAAAAACACAUCAGUGAGCCACACUGUUGUACUGGGAGACAUGUUCCUUCCUUACCAUAAGCACACACAUGUAGUUUAUAUCGACACAGUCCCAUAUACACCUUCCCACUGCUGUAAAUACUCAUUAGAGCACCAAAUGUGUAUAAAUCCGCAGCUGAAAGUAGUCCCCAACAAAUGCACUA
Molecule: messenger RNA, 4793 nt
Organism: Thunnus maccoyii (southern bluefin tuna)
Lineage: Eukaryota; Metazoa; Chordata; Actinopteri; Scombriformes; Scombridae
Gene: arhgef19
Product: Rho guanine nucleotide exchange factor (GEF) 19
Exons: 18
Coding region: 438-3368 (976 amino acids)
Biological process (GO): activation of GTPase activity; regulation of actin cytoskeleton organization
Molecular function (GO): guanyl-nucleotide exchange factor activity; protein binding
Source: RefSeq, a predicted model, not a curated record